GACCAACCAACCAACCAGCUACGCACGCAUCAUCGCUUCGCCAAGCUAGUUGCUCGCUCGGCGCUCGCUCGCUCUCCCCCACCGUACAGAGAGGGGGGGAGGGAGGAGCUGCUCCGAUGUGGGCGCUUGGCUCGCCGGGGAGGCUGCCGACGAUGGAGGAGCGCGACGAGGAGGACGCGGACCCGUUCAGCCACCGGGCGCGCGGCGCGAUGGCCUCCUGCUGGGGCCGCUUCGGCGUCGCCGCGCUGUGGCGCAGGCUGCGGCAGCACCUCAGCCUGGCGCGGCGCAGGCGGCGGCUCGGCCGCUCCUCCACCCUCGGCGCCGGCGGCCUCAACUACGACCCGCUCAGCUACGCGCAGAACUUCGACGACGGCUGCCUCGAGGAGCGGGAGCCGGACUUCAGCGCCAGGUUCGCGCCCGCGCGGCACUCGCCGAGGCCGACCGUGGGCGCGGAUCGGGACGUCGCCGCCGCUUGACGCCGCCCCGGGUCCGCUCUUGCCGCCGUGCAUACGGAUCGGAGCUUUUAGCACUCCUCGUGCGCCUACGCAGAGUGGCAGACUGCUGGUAACUGCCCCUCCAACACGUCUUCAGUUGAAUGUACAUGAUACAUGUCUGUCGCAGGCUCGCAUGAAAUAUGUAAGUAGAGUCGAUAUAGCUUUAAUCGAGCUCAUCUCAUCAGAGACAAAAAAAAACUCUUGCCAAUUUGCUGGUUUCUGCAGCAUUCUUGCCGGUUUGCUUGUUCUGCAGCGUUCUUGCAGAAGUUGCAGGGAUUCUUGAAGUUUUUCUUUUGCUAGUGUUUAUGUCCA
Panicum virgatum (switchgrass) is the source of this 806-nucleotide messenger RNA. RefSeq lists its product as uncharacterized. The coding region runs from base 117 to 476 and encodes 119 amino acids. Lineage: Eukaryota; Viridiplantae; Streptophyta; Magnoliopsida; Poales; Poaceae. The record is from RefSeq and is a predicted model, not a curated record. The transcript has a single exon.